Molecule: messenger RNA, 1247 nt
Organism: Anthonomus grandis grandis
Lineage: Eukaryota; Metazoa; Arthropoda; Insecta; Coleoptera; Curculionidae
Exons: 1
Coding region: 46-1230 (394 amino acids)
Source: RefSeq, a predicted model, not a curated record
CCUAUUAGUUUGUUUACACUUUACAUUCAAACACAAACAAUAACGAUGGAUUCCCAAAUAUUCAAUGCCAACGUCAGUGCCUCCGACCUAGACGAGGAAACCAAAAAAAAACUAAAAGGAGACACCAUAGGCGAUACCCUAUACAGUGAAUCAUUUGUCUUAAAAACCUUGAUGACCCUCACAUCAACGAAACUUGAACUUACCGAGGACCUGGAGCAAGAUUUGUGUUUCCUAUGGGACAUGACCGUGGAAAAGGACGUUUGCGAGUACUUAUUCGAUGUUAAAUACCCCUCAAUUGUUUGUGAGGUUUUGCCUGCAUGUGAGGAGGCUAGACUCAUUGAAAUCCUUAUAGGAACAUUGGCGAACACCUUACUGGCAGACUGCGAUAAAAGCAUCAGUGAGAGUGAGGUAGAAACGGUCUUAAAGGAGUUUGAAACGAGUGAUUCGGCGGUUUUAGUGCAGCUGAUGCGGUUCCUGGAGGCUCUGGCCCAUGGGGCUCCACAUUUAGUGAAUUUACUGGAUGAAAACCGUUUUAUAUUCAUAUUAAACUACUCGGAGAAUGAGGAGCUGAUUACUCAAACUAUAAGGACUUUAGUGAGGGUCACCAAGGGGUUUAAUUUAAGUGAGGUUAAGUUGAGUGUGGAGCUCGUUAUGGCCACCAUGGAAGGCUUUAAAACAGUGUUUUUGUUGUCAAGUGAUUUGGAUAAUAAGGAGAGCAAGGCGGGCGUUAAGACGUUUUUGGUUUUGAUGGCAAAUUAUUGUGCUUAUGCCCAACAGUUUCAUAAAGAGGAUGUUUGCAGUUGUAUAAGUGAUAGUGAGGUUAUUAGAGAUGUGCUUAGUGAGGUUAUAAAGUAUUUUAGUGAGGAGACUAAUCUGUUUCCGGUGACUGAUGAUUUUUGUGAUUGCAUCAGUAGUUUUAAUGUGAUUAUUAGUACUGGGGGGGUUUCGAUGGUGUCCUCUGAGUUGUUUAAAGAAAUUUUCUUAAAUUUAUUGCAAAUUUUUCAUUAUUUGCAUAAGGCGAGACAAGAGUGUGUCGAUAGUUUUAAUGUUGUCUUAGAACUUUUGGGUUUAACGUUUCAUAUUCUUGAUCAAGAAAUUGUUUUAAAUGAACUGAAACAUGUGCCCUACAAGAGAGGGAUUGUUGUGCUAAACUGCUUAAAAGAGAAUUCAAGGACUUUUGACUUUGAUAUUUGCGAUAAGUUAAAGUUCAUGUAUGCUAAUUUUAAAUAAAACUUCCAUUAAAUACA